UCGGCAGCCCCCUUUCUCUCUCCCUCAAGGCGGUGACUCUGCUGUCAAUUCCUCGGCUUUGUUAACAUCCUACGAUCCCAUUCGUGCGCCGGCGUCAUCCCGAAUUACGAUUUUGCCCCUACUACGGCCCUGAAUUGCGAGGGUAAAUACGUAAUUUGCGUGGGGUUGUUGUUGGAAAAAAAAAAAUCGAGUUCCAGAGAGAGGAAAAUAAUUUUUCCGAUGAUUUCUGCUCGGAAGUGGUUAGCUUCUCCAUCUCUGUUAGCUCCGAUUCCACUACCACGACCAAGAGAGACCCAUUUUUGGUAUAUUGUACCUGAUGAGGUGCAACAACCAUCCCUCUUGAAUCAAUAUAUGGAUCUGCUAUCAACCAGUGAAAGAGAUGAUGUUUCUUGCAUGAAAGACGACAAGCUUCGGAAAAGGGCGCUGCUAGCUCGUGUCUUGGUGCGAUCUACACUUGCAAGAUAUACAAAUCAGCAACUUCAUCCAAGAUCGUUGAACUUCAGGAAGAAUAAUUAUGGGAAGCCAGAGGUAGAGUGGCAACACUUUGAUAAUUGGGACCCGCCAGCCUUGCAUUUCAAUCUCUCACAUACCUCUUCCUUGAUUGCGUGUGGCGUAGCUGUGGAUGUGCCUAUUGGCAUUGAUGUAGAAGAAAAGCAACGGAAAUUAAGGAACAAUAUCUUGUCUUUUGCUCGACGUUACUUCUCUCGCCAUGAAGUGGAUUACUUGCAAGCUUUCUCAGACCCUGAGAUUCAACGGCAAGAGUUCAUUAAAUUAUGGACCCUCAAGCGCAGCUCUCGUUCUAAUCAAAUGGGCUGGAUAGCGAUCAUUUUGCCAGCAUUUAUCAUCUGGGAGAUUUGGAAGGAGCUAAACACAAGAAGAUUUGAAGUUCCAUCAAUCAAAAAAUCUUGCAAAUUCUGCAAAUUCCAUUGGCUCCAAUCAAAACUAAGAAGGUCAUUGUUACUGUGUGUAUGACAACUCAGCAACACCGGCUUAUUUGCAUGAUCAUUCUAAAUAGGUGCUGCUCCCACUUCGAAAGUGCUUCAGACUCAUGUUUCUGCUCCUGCUUCCUACCAGUUUAUAUUUGAAACCAUUUUGAAACGGAUGCAUCCCUGCUCCAGCACCCAAAUUUGUUGACGCUUCGCUUCAUGCUUCGUCCAAGUAUAAAAACUGGUUCAAAUUGAAUGUCAAUGGCACCUCUGGAGGGGAUCUCAGCCGUGCAGGAGAUGGAGGGAUUCUUCGAAAUCACAAAGGAGAAUGUGUUUUCACAAAGGAGAAUGUGUUUUAGCUUUGAGAAUUAUUACAAGGGGAAUUUGAAUAGUGUGGCUAACAUUUGGGAUUUGAUAGAUGGUAUUCAGCAUUGCUUGGAGAGGCUUUCAUAGCCUUUGUGUAGAAUGUGAGUCUAAGCAUAUUGUGGAAAAUGACAGAGGAGAGGUAGGAUCCCAUGGUUGAUUUGGUGUUGGCGGGUUCAUUCUUAUUAAUACCAUGGAUGUUGCUAUUUCUGAUAUUUGUAUAGAAGGGAAUCAUGUAGCUGAUGGAUGAGCAAAUUAUUUGUUUUCUUUGUCAAUUUUGAUCAAAUGAAGCCGAGUUCUCUGUUCUUAACGAAUAGGGAGAACUUCCCUGUUUGUACCUAAUCUGUACAUGUGGGGCCCAUAAUUGGUUUACCCGAGCCAUUGAUCUGAUGUCCCCAUCAUAGAUGAACCAUGACCAAAAACUCUUCCAACUUGGAAGAUCCUAACAAUCAAAUCUUUGUAUUUUUCCUUUGAGUGUGGGCUGUUGGUUAUUUCAUUUUAACCAUCUAUAUGCAUGCCAACCAUGGGAUGGUUGGAUGCGUCCAAAUGAAGAGAUUUUUUUGGGAAUGGUGGGAACCAAACCAACAGAUCAAUGGAUUGGAUAAACCAAUUACAGGCCCCACAUUUACAGAUUAGUUACUGAAUAAGGAAGUUCCCUGUUCACUAUGAACAGGGAACUCACCCUGAUAAAUUUGUAGGUGGUAUGCUCCCACAUUUUUCUAAAACAAGGAACAUGGCAUUGAUACUACAAUGCCAGCUACAUUUCACAUCUUCAAUCUCUCUUAUGUCCAACCUAACUUUAUACUCUUGAUGUCAUCACCUGAGUUUAAUGUCUGAAUUUCUUCAAGUUUAUAGGAUGUUUAGUCAAUUCAUGUAACGUCUAGCUGGAGGGAAUUUUAUAAUUCACCUUUCUUUUUCCUUGUUCUUUUUCUUCUUUCUUUCUUUCUUUAUUUUUCUUUUUCUUUUUAUUUUUAUUUUUGAUUAUUCAAAUUCCAGCAUGUUUUAGGAGCAAGUCCAGCAUCUGAGUGCAAGCCAAAGCAUUAAUGGCGUGUUUGGUUGCCACUUAAAAAAGAGUUCAUCUUGUUUUAGAUGACCAUAAUAAUGUGUUAGAGGUCAUGCUUUAUAUUGAUGGUUGGUUAUUAGUUUUUAAUCCCUGCUAAAAAAUUCAUCUCUAUAAUUACGGUUAACUAAAACAAGAUAGGCUCAUUUUUAAAGUGGCAAC
This is a messenger RNA of Magnolia sinica, 2511 nucleotides long. RefSeq lists its product as uncharacterized. The record is from RefSeq and is a predicted model, not a curated record. Bases 220 to 972 code for a protein of 250 amino acids. The transcript has 7 exons. Gene Ontology annotation, cellular component: cytosol. Gene Ontology annotation, molecular function: holo-[acyl-carrier-protein] synthase activity; magnesium ion binding. NCBI's taxonomy places the organism in Eukaryota, Viridiplantae, Streptophyta, Magnoliopsida, Magnoliales, Magnoliaceae.